This is a messenger RNA of Hypoxylon fragiforme, 939 nucleotides long. RefSeq names its product metallo-beta-lactamase superfamily protein. Gene Ontology annotation, biological process: secondary metabolite biosynthetic process. Lineage: Eukaryota; Fungi; Ascomycota; Sordariomycetes; Xylariales; Hypoxylaceae. The coding region runs from base 1 to 939 and encodes 312 amino acids. The record is from RefSeq and is a predicted model, not a curated record. The transcript has a single exon.
AUGGCUCGCAAUCCCAUCAACCUCGAGAGUGUCAUCUUUGAAGACUACCUCUCUGCUCAGGGGGCCAGUCUACCACAUCUCAACGAUGUAGAGCAAGUCACAGACCGGGUCGUCCGCAUCAUGGGCGGGAACCCGGGCACCAUGCAGCUGCAAGGCACCAACACGUAUCUCCUGGGGACCGGUCAAGACAGGAUCUUGAUCGACACCGGCGAGGGCAAAGCCGCCUGGUCCAAAAACAUCAUCAAAUUCAUCACCGAAAACCACCUCAAGAUCGCCUACGUGCUGCUCACACACUGGCACGGCGACCACACGGGCGGCAUCCCCGACCUCAUCGCCCACGACCCAGCCCUCGCAGACCGCAUCUACAAGCACAUGCCGGACCCGGGCCAACAGCCCAUCGCGGACCUCCAAGACUUCAAAGUGCAGGGCGCGACGGUGCGCGCCGUGCACACGCCGGGCCACGCCGUCGACCACAUGUGCUUCCUGCUCGACGAGGAGAACGCGCUGCUGACGGGCGACAACGUGCUGGGCCACGGCUUCAGCGUCGAGGAGGACCUCGGCGGCUACCUGCGCAGCCUGCACCGCAUGCGCGCCCUCGGCUGCGCCGUCGGCUACCCCGCCCACGGCGCCGCCAUCGGCAACUUGCCGGCCAAGAUGGACCAGUACAUCCGCCACAAGGAGGACCGCGAGCGCCAGAUCCUGCAGGUGCUGCGCAGCCUCGGCGUGCAGAAGAAGGGCGCCAAGGGCAGACACAGCGUCCCGAUUGACACGCUGAUCGAGCUGCUGCACGGAGAUCUGCCGCGCAGCAUGGUGAAGGCGGCGCUGGAGCCGUUCAUUUCGCAGGUCUUGUGGAAGCUGGCCGAGGAUAGGAAGGUGGGGUUUGAGUUGAAAAGGGGGAGGAGGCAGUGGUUUGUCAAGGAGCGGAUGAUGGUGGCAUAG